Molecule: messenger RNA, 734 nt
Organism: Condylostylus longicornis
Lineage: Eukaryota; Metazoa; Arthropoda; Insecta; Diptera; Dolichopodidae
Gene: RpS9
Product: 40S ribosomal protein S9
Exons: 4
Coding region: 82-669 (195 amino acids)
Biological process (GO): positive regulation of translational fidelity; translation
Cellular component (GO): cytosolic small ribosomal subunit
Molecular function (GO): rRNA binding; structural constituent of ribosome
Source: RefSeq, a predicted model, not a curated record
UGAAUUUGGCACAAGCGAAACGUCAUUAUUUCAUCUUUCUUUCCGGAUUUCCACGCUUAGGUGGUAGGAUAAAUUACCAAAAUGGUUAACGGACGUAUCCCGUCAGUAUUUUCCAAAACUUAUGUUACACCACGUCGCCCAUAUGAAAAGGCACGUUUAGAUCAAGAAUUAAAAAUUAUUGGUGAAUAUGGUCUAAGGAAUAAACGCGAAGUAUGGCGUGUGAAAUAUGCAUUAGCUAAGAUUCGUAAAGCUGCUCGUGAAUUGCUCACACUUGAAGAAAAAGAUGAAAAAAGAUUGUUCCAAGGUAAUGCCCUUUUACGUCGAUUGGUUCAAAUUGGUGUAUUAGAUGAAUCCCGCAUGAAACUCGAUUACGUUUUGGGUUUAAAAAUCGAAGAUUUCUUAGAAAGACGUCUUCAAACACAAGUAUUUAAACUUGGAUUAGCCAAAUCUAUCCAUCAUGCACGUGUUUUAAUUCGUCAAAGACAUAUUCGCGUUCGAAAACAAGUAGUAAAUAUUCCAUCAUUCGUUGUACGAUUGGAAUCACAAAAGCACAUUGAUUUUGCUCUGAAAUCACCAUUUGGUGGUGGCCGUCCUGGUCGUGUAAAGAGGAAGAACAUGAAGAAGAACCAAGGUGGUGGAGGUGGAGGCGGUGAAGAAGAAGAAGAUUAAGCUUAUAAAGUGUGACUUUAAUUUAUGUCAAGAACCGCAAAAUAAACAUAAAUUAAUAUUAAAAA